This is a messenger RNA of Fomitopsis serialis, 2109 nucleotides long. RefSeq names its product Sodium:solute symporter family-domain-containing protein. The record is from RefSeq and is a predicted model, not a curated record. Gene Ontology annotation, cellular component: plasma membrane. Gene Ontology annotation, molecular function: urea transmembrane transporter activity. Bases 1 to 2109 code for a protein of 702 amino acids. NCBI's taxonomy places the organism in Eukaryota, Fungi, Basidiomycota, Agaricomycetes, Polyporales, Fomitopsidaceae. The transcript is spliced from 9 exons. Gene Ontology annotation, biological process: urea transmembrane transport.
AUGUCCACCACUGAAGGCGCGCAAGUACUGUCGCAAGGCGUCGGAUAUGGCGUGGUUCUCGGAAUUGGCUUCGUCUUCGCUGUCCUCAUGAUGGGCCUGUCGACCCUCCAGAACAGAUACACGACGUUCAAGAUCGGCACGUCCGAGGAGUUCAACACCGCGUCGCGGUCGAUCAAGCCCGGGCUGAUCGCGUCUGGCAUCGUCUCUGCGUGGACGUGGGCCGCGACGUUGCUGCAGAGCUCGACGGUGACGUACGAGUAUGGGCUGUGCGGAGGGUACUACUACGCCGCCGGCGCGACGCUGCAGAUCUUCCUCAUGGCGAUUCUGGCCGUCCGCGUCAAGAUGAUCGCGCCGUACUGCCACACGUACCUCGAGAUCGUGCAAGCCCGCUAUGGCAACACGCCGCAUCUCAUCUUCGUCACGUAUGGUCUGGUGACGAACCUCAUCGUGUCGAGCAUGCUUCUGCUCGGAGGCAGUGCCGUCGUGAACGCGUUCACCGGCAUGAACAUUUACGCCGCCAAUUUCCUCAUCCCCAUCGGCGUCAUGGUCUAUGUGAUCCUCGGUGGGCUUCGUGCGACUUUCCUCUGCGACUACACCCAUACCCUAAUCCUUAUGAUUAUCAUACUGUACUUCUAUUUCUAUACCUACACCGAGGCCGAGUUGAUCGGCGGCUUCGAAGGCAUGUACCAGAAGCUGCAGCAGGCGGCGAUCGAGCGGCCCGUUGCGGGUAACGCAGAAGGCUCUUAUAUGACCUUGAAAUCAAACUAUGGACUGGUGUUCAUGAUCAUCCAGAUAUUCGGCGGUCUCGGUACCGUCAUGCUGGACCAGGGUUACUGGCAGCGCGCAAUCGCCUCUAAAGCAAAGACAGCUGUUCGCGCAUACUUGUUGGGCGGUGUAGCGUGGUUCGCCGUGCCGUUGACGUUCUCUUCAAUCAUGGGUCUCGCAGCUGUCGCACUCGCAAACAAUCCAGCCUUCCCUUACACUGGGGGCUUAUCCAGCGGUGAAAUUGAUGCUGGUCUGGCUGCACCCGCUGGUGUCGUAGCAUUGCUAGGAAAGGGUGGUGCUGUGGCAAUGCUGAUCCUCCUCUUCAUGGCUGUGACAUCGGCAGCAUCAUCUGAAAUGAUUGCGACAUCGUCUAUUCUCACCUUCGAUCUGUACCAGAUUCACUUCAAGCCGGAUGCAUCUCCGGAAGUUCUCAUUCGCGUGUCCCACAUCAUGGUCGCCGUGUGGGCCAUUGUCAUGUCCUGCGUCGCCUGUCUCUGGAACGGCAUUGGCAUCUCGCUCAACUGGCUCUUCCUGUUCUCCGGCACGUUGUACACUUCCGCUGUCGGUCCCAUUGUCAUGAGCGUGCUCUGGCGAAAGCAGACGCGCCUGGCGGUGAUCUGCGGCGCACUUGGUGGUCUCUGCGUCGGCGUGACUUGCUGGCUUGUGGUAGCGAAGACAUACUAUGGCGCUCUGACGGUCGAGACCACCGGGAAUAUGUAUCCUAACCUCGCUGGAAACAUGGGCUCGUGCUGCUCAGGUGCACUCAUCUCCAUCAUCGUUACUCUCAUCAAGCCCGACAACGAGUUUGAUUGGUCCGCGACCAAGAAUAUCAACCCGCGCGGGCGGGCUAUAGACGAGCAGCUCAAGCGAGGGCUCAACCCAACCAAGGACAGCAUGUCGAAAGAGAACACGAACAGUGAGACUGCCACAACGGCGGGUUCAGAGAAGGGAGAAAAGACAGAUGCGAUGGUCGUGACCAACUCGGUGGACGAUGAAGACGAGGACACUUCUCUUGCGGUGCCUGAAGAGAGACGGCCGGAGGACUACGAGACAUUGAAAAAGUCGCUACGGGCCGCGACGUGGGCGUCAGUUAUCAUGAGUUUCAUUAUCGUCUUCCUCAUCCCGAUCCCGAUGUUCUUGUCGCAUUACGUCUUCUCUCUCGCAUUCUUCAAGGCAUGGGUCAUCAUCUGCGUCAUCUGGGUGUUUGUCGCAGCGUUCAUUACGUCUGUACUACCCCUCUACGAGAGUCGCCAGGCGAUGGUGGAGAUCUCACGCGGCGUCGUGCGGGAUGUCUUCGGUGGCGGGUUGGCGAAGAAAGAGGUAGUGACGGACUCGAGUGCGUGA